Sinocyclocheilus anshuiensis is the source of this 1625-nucleotide messenger RNA. RefSeq names its product gastrula zinc finger protein XlCGF57.1-like. Gene Ontology annotation, biological process: regulation of transcription by RNA polymerase II. The coding region runs from base 165 to 1451 and encodes 428 amino acids. Gene Ontology annotation, cellular component: nucleus. Gene Ontology annotation, molecular function: RNA polymerase II cis-regulatory region sequence-specific DNA binding; DNA-binding transcription activator activity, RNA polymerase II-specific. The record is from RefSeq and is a predicted model, not a curated record. Lineage: Eukaryota; Metazoa; Chordata; Actinopteri; Cypriniformes; Cyprinidae. The transcript is spliced from 3 exons.
CGUGCGGGCGUUAAAAUAACGACAUACACGCUCCGAAGCCUCGGCACAGAACGUAACAUACUAUUCUGAGAUUUUUGCAGAUCUUCACCUAUUCAACACAGGAAUUCACCAAUGCUGGAUUAUUUUCAUCAUCUUAAAAGUGAAGAUUAGAGAACAAUGAGAACAUGAAUAAUCCAGAACCCUGCAGAAUAAAUCGCAAAGAUACUGAAAAGCAAGGAGACCUGAUGGAAGAGAGUGAGGAGAGUGAAGAACUGAGUGAGGCAGAGGAGAAACAGCAUCAUGUCAAAACUAGUAAGAAAUCUUUGAGUCGCUCACAGACUAAAAGUAAUUUAUUGCAAAGAAGGGCCGAAAAGUCUUUCACCUGCCAUCAGUGUGGGAAGAGUUACACAGUAAAAGGAAGCCUGACAGUACACAUGAGAAUCCACACUGGAGAAAAUCUGCACACAUGUGAUCAAUGCGGGAAGAGUUUUCCGAUAAAAUCAUACCUUAAGAAUCACAUGAGAAUCCACACUGGAGAGAAGCCGUACUCAUGUGAUCAGUGUGGGAAGAGUUUUACGAUGAAAGGAAGCCUUAAGGAUCACAUGAGAAUCCACACUGGAGAGAAGCCGUACUCAUGUGAUCAGUGCGGGAAGAGUUUCCCAUACAUACAGAGUCUUAAUAUUCACAUGAGAGGUCAUAGUGGAGAGAAGUCGUACACAUGUGAUCAAUGUGGGAAGAGUUUCAUAUAUAAAGGAUCUCUUAGUGAACACAUGACAAUCCACACUGGAGUGAAACCACACACAUGUGAUCAAUGUGGGAUGAGUUUCAGACAAAAAGGAUCUCUUAGUGAACACAUGACAAUCCAUACUGGAGUGAAGCCAUUCGCAUGUGAUCAGUGUGGAAAGAGUUUCAGAAAGUCUUGCACUUUUAAAAUACACCUGCGUCGUCAUUCUGGAGAAAGACCAUUCACCUGUGAUCAGUGCGGUAAACAUUUUUUUAGGUCAGAUGCACUGAAGGACCACCUGAAAGUUCAUACAAAGGAGAAGCCUUACAUGUGUUCUUUGUGUGGAAAGAGUUUUAGUCAGUCGGGUACUUUAAAAUUACAUCAGAAAAGACACAACAGUGUGAAGGAUCACAUGUGCUUUGAUUGUGGGAAGACUUUUGUUAGAGAUGCUGAUCUGAAACUGCACCAGAGCACUCACACUGGAGAAAAACCUUACAAGUGUUCACACUGUGACAAGAGAUUCAAAUGGUCAGAUUAUGUGAAAAAACAUGAGAGGAUCCACACUGGAGAAAAACCUUACAAGUGUUCACACUGUGACAAGAGAUUCAAAUGGUCAGAUUAUGUGAAAAAACAUGAGAGGAUCCACACUGGACAAAAACCCUAUCACUGCAUUCCAUGUGGGAAGAGUUUCACUCAUUCAUCUUCUUUACUCAGUCAUACAAAAAAAAACAAAUGUCUGAAAUCAUGAACUCUGAAUAUCUGAAUUCUUCUUUGGAUCCAGCACAUUUAAUCGCGACACCAUGUCCUCACCAAACAUGACCCAAUAAAACCAAUCAAUAAAAUCUUUUCUAUAUAAACAAACACCAACUGAAGCUGUUAGUUAUAAUAGUAAAGGAUUGUUAUGCUCCAUUACCUUCCCCUC